UUUGUUGUUUUGAGUCAUGAUCAUUUGGAAUGAAAAAUAUUUUGAUUUUGAUUUUUUUUUUCGUUCACAUUUCAAUCCACUAAGUUUAAAAUCAAAAAUCGAUCAUCUUGAAAUAAUAUUGAAAUUGAAAAAUAAUCAUGUCAUUUUUUCGUAAUCUAUUCGACACAUGUAUGUCAAUAUUUUUGAAAACAAUACCCGAACAAUCAUAUACAAUGGAAUUUGAUCCAAUAUCAAGCCGUUAUGAUGUACGUUUAAAAAAUGGUAACGAUUAUUCCAAUUGUCAUCGUUAUCGGCAACAUUGUGAUGCGUUUAUAGAAAAAUCUAAUAGUGAUAAUGAUAUUGCCUGUCUUAUGUUACGGCCAGUACAGCAACCUAAAUAUACGAUAUUAUUCAAUCAUGGUGGUACAGUGGAUUUGGGAAAAAUUUGUAAUUUUCUUUACACAUUAGCUAAACGUCUUGAAUGUAAUAUAUUUGUUUAUGAUUAUUCUGGUUAUGGACAAAGUACUGGCCGGCCAACAGAAAAAGUUGUUUAUGCUGAUGCUGAAACAGUUUGGUCAUUAUUGUUGAAUAAAUAUCGUUUACAACCACAACAGAUUAUAAUCUAUGGCCAAAGUCUUGGUACUGGACCAACAUUAUAUCUUGCUAGUAUGCAUCGUCAGGUUAAAGGUGUUAUACUACAUUCACCAUUUUUAUCCAUGGCUAAAUUAUAUAUGCCUGGACAAUCAUCGAAAAAAUGUCCAGAUUUUGAUGUUUUUCGAAAUAUCGAAAUGAUCGAACAGGUGGAAGCACCAGUGUUAUUCAUGCAUGGUAGCCGUGAUCGUGUUGUACCAAUAUCACAUGCAAAAAAAUUAUUUGAAAAAUGUUCAAAUCCUGUAAAUCCAUUAUGGAUUGAUGGUGGUGGCCAUGAUGAUCUUUUUACAUUUGAAUCAUAUGUAACAAGAUUGAAACGUUUCAUCAAUCAUGAUCUUCAUUUAUCAUCAUGAAUUUUUGGAUGGAAUGGAAUGGAUUUUUUUUUUGUAC
Dermatophagoides farinae (American house dust mite) is the source of this 1020-nucleotide messenger RNA. Its product is annotated as alpha/beta hydrolase domain-containing protein 17B. NCBI's taxonomy places the organism in Eukaryota, Metazoa, Arthropoda, Arachnida, Sarcoptiformes, Pyroglyphidae. Gene Ontology annotation, cellular component: endosome membrane; plasma membrane. Gene Ontology annotation, biological process: protein depalmitoylation. The record is from RefSeq and is a predicted model, not a curated record. Gene Ontology annotation, molecular function: palmitoyl-(protein) hydrolase activity.